Gadus chalcogrammus (walleye pollock) is the source of this 6782-nucleotide messenger RNA. It is a transcript of the gene peak1, whose product is annotated as pseudopodium-enriched atypical kinase 1. The record is from RefSeq and is a predicted model, not a curated record. Gene Ontology annotation, molecular function: protein kinase activity; ATP binding. Gene Ontology annotation, biological process: protein phosphorylation. NCBI's taxonomy places the organism in Eukaryota, Metazoa, Chordata, Actinopteri, Gadiformes, Gadidae.
CCAGCCUCUAUUUAGUACGCGCGUUCCCGCGACGGGCUUGUGGAAAAACUGCGGCUGGUCGAGCCACGCAGGGACGACUGUGUACAAUCACCGCUAGAAAUACAUUCGGAUUUCGUGUUUUCCCGAAGACAUUCACGUAAUCCAAACGGGAUCAUGACCGCGACACACGCGUACGAGCACACCCGGGAAUGACUCGGAAUCAACAAGAGGAAACGCAUUCUCCAGACGCUUGGUGAUUCUAUCCGAUCCCCUCGGCUCUGUUGAAGAUAUAAGAGACUUCCGUUCCACCGGUGCUGCCAAAGCGUAAUACUCAAUUUACGGGAAGGAGAACGGCUUGUGUCCUUGAUCGGUCAGAGACGAAGGCACACCGCAGGAGCUAGAGCAGCAACUGGUGUCUCUGCUGGGCGCUCCUUCCGUCUGUACCUCCUGAUUCAUCGCACCGUCCAGUGAUCCGUGCGUGAGAGGACCGGGGCCGUAGAGCACAGUCCAGGGUCGCUGGUUCAGAGUCCAUUCCGGUGACCUGUGGCUCCAUGGAGGGAUUUCCUGUCCACUGACUCCGCCCCCCCCACCUCACCGCCUCUGCAGCCAUGUCAGCCUGCAGCUCCUUCACUGAGCACGUGUGGAAGCCGGGCGAGUGCAAGAACUGCUUCAAGCCCAAGAGCCUGCACCAUCUCCAGCCUCAAAACAGCGUGAGGAAGGCCCAGUCGGAGCACAGGCUUUCCCCUCCACAGCAGCAGCAGCAGAACCAGCCUUCUGUUGGGGCCAGGCCCAACCCGGACCUCACCAACGCCCCCCAGAGGCCCGGCGGAGUGGCUGCUCGCUCGGGCCACUUCCGGCCGCCGGUGGCCAAGAAGCCCACCAUCGCAGUCAAGCCCACCAUGAUGCUGCCGUGCGCCUCCACGGAUCUGGAUCCGGAAGGCAACCUCCAGCAGCAGCAGCAGCAGCAGCAGCAGCAGCCGCACCGUCCACCCAGUGCUGGGGAGCAGGGCAAGACCUCCGCCUUCACGGUCUGGAACCGCAACGGGCUGAAUCGCAAGAGGCCUGCCGGGCCCAACAACAACAACGAGGGAGAGGAUAGAGGAGGAGGAGGAGGGGAGGAGAUCGAGGGUUACGGACCGCUCAGCCCCCUGGCCCCGUUCGGGAACAACAACAACAGCGGACUGACUGACGUUCUCAAAGAGAUCGUCGGCCUGGGGCCGGGCCCCAGCCUCUGUCCCCUGUCCGGCUCCAGGGACCUCUUCUUCGGACGCAUCAACACGUCAUACCGGCGGUCCCUUGAAAGGGGUCUUCAGGCCGCGAGCUGCCUGGCCAUGGGUCAAAGCGUUGGAAGCGGAGGGUCUGGCCAGAAAAGGGUCUCCCUCAACAACAGCGCUGAGGUCAUCAGUGCCGAGGGUGGACGCUACUGCUACCCGGAGUUUUCCAGCGGGGACGAGGAAGACGACGAGGAAGAGGAAGAGGAGGAGAGCGAAGAGGAGCACGAGGAAGACGACGACGACGACGAACAGGACAGCUGGGACGAGAGUGACGAGGAGAUGCUGGCCAUGGCGAUCCGCAUGCGGGGCCAGCCGCGCUUCUCGAUAUUCCGCGCGGCCACGUUGUCGCCGGUGCACUUCGCCGCCGGGACGAAGUGGAACACGGUGCCGCUGCGGAACCGCUCGCUGCAAAGGCUAUGCGCCGUGGACUACGACGACAGCUACGACGAGAUCCUCAACGGCUACCCCUCUCUGGACUCCAACGGAGCUCCCAUGGCCUACGGACAGAGCGACGUGCUGGGUGGCGGCUUCGUCUCCAACUCGGAAUCCCCCACCUCGCCCGAGUCCUCCUCGUCCCUCCUCGGGGAUUCCCGCACGGCCUCGAGCAGCGGUAGCAGCGCCGCCCCCUGCGGGCACCCGAACGGCAUAAACUCUCCCUCGGCGCCUCCACACGCUCCCCACAAGCCCUGCACUUUUGAGACUAAGGCGCCGCCCGACCCCAGGUCGGCGCCGCAGAGUCCGUUUAGGAUGGCCGAGACGCACACGGCCGUGCUCGCCAUCCGGCUGGAGGAGCAGAGCGGCAAGGAAGGCGCUCCGAUGCCUCAGGCUCUACCGGGUCAACCCGUCACCAUCAGCUUCAGCCCCACGGAGGAGCAGGUGGUCACCGGGUACCCGUACCGGGUGGUCAACCUGGAGAAGUCUCUCGUUUGCAAGCCCUACACUGUCGUAGACGUUUCUGCAUCCAUGACGACCAAAGAAGAGCCGAUCCCUGACCCCACGUCGAAAACGAAAAAAAGCCCCCUGAGCCCAAACGCGUUCCCCGGCCCUCUGCGUCAGGCCCUCUCUCCGUCCUUCCCGGGGUCCCCUUCUUCCCCGGCGUCCCCGAUGACGCCCACAACGGCGCUGUUGCCGGCGAACGCCCGCCGGAAAGCCAGCGGGAGCAUUCGGUACCAAGAGGUGUGGACGUCCAGCACAAGCCCGCGCCAGAAAAUCGCCAAGAUAGAUCACGGGUCAGGGUGCGCACACGGUCCGGUGGUCCCCCCGCGACACUGCAGCCACAAGUCGGCCCCCACGUCUCCCAUCUCCGGGCUGUCCUCCUCCCGCACCAUACCGGUGAAAUCUCCCAACUUGUCGGAAAUCAAGUUCAAUAGCUUUAACAACGCCGGGAUGCCGCCGUUUCCCAUUAUCAUUCGCGACGAGCCGGCCUAUGCGCGCAGUUACAAUAACGCCGUCAAGGUGCCCAUCGUCAUCAACCCGUGCGCGUACGCCUACGACAACCUGGAGGUGUACAGGAGCUUCCUGGGACUCAGCGGGGAGCUGCCGCCGCCCAAAGGGGCCGUCGGCAGCAGAGUGACGGGCAGCAGAGUGACCAGCCACACCUACGAGGAGAUCGGCUCCUCUGAGAGCGUCCAGUCCAGCUCCACGGAUAAAACCCUCUCCGGCAAGGGCACCUCUGAAAGAGCCGCUGCCGAGGAGCUGAGAGCUCGGCCCGAAGCCCUGUCCAAGAUGAUGAACGUUCAGCCGAGAACCACUACAGAUCCCAACACUGCGGGUGCAAGCAUUGUACUGAGCAGCACCAUAAGCGCCGUCUCCUCUCCCACUAGUCCGGCCAACGCGGCCAGUCCUCUCACCUAUACCGUGAGCCUACCCAAGCGCAGCCCUGCUGCCACUGCAGUGGCGCCGUCCGGCCAGAGGAGCGGUGGGUCCUCUGUCGCCACAGACCUGUCCGUGUCCUUCGGGGCGGGGGCGGGCCACCGCGAGGAGGCCAGCGCCGUGCUCUCCCAGAUCGUGGCGUCCAUCCAACCCCCGCACUCCCCUCCGGAGUCUCCCUCGGAGAAGUCCGAGACGUUCGGCUCGGAGGAGAUCUACGCCGUGCCCCCCGACGCCACGGAGAGCCUCGUCCGGCCCAAGUCCCUGUUCGCCUCCCCCGACGGCGCGCUCUCCAAACCCAGCCAGGAGACGCCGUCGAGGCUGCUGCCCAAGUCCCACAGCGCCUCGGCGGCUCUGCCCCUGUCCAGCCCCGCCAAGGCGGAGCCCGGCGCCCCGUUCCCCCCGCCCCGCUCCACCUCCUCCCCGUACCACGCCACCAAAAUCCUCCAGAGACACUUCGGCAACUGGAGCAACAAGUCGCCGGCGUUGGGUUCCCCCACGCGGGCCGGCGCCGGGGAGAGCGGCGGCGGCGCGGGCGACGGCGGCAGCGGCGGCGGCAGGCGGGCGGCGGCCGAGAGCACGAAACCCAAACGCUGGAUCUCCUUCAAGAGCUUCUUCCGCCGGCGGGUUCAGGACGACGAGCAGAAGGAGAAGGCGGAGAAGGAGAAGGAGAAGGGGAACCUGGUGGGGCUCGACGGCACCGUCAUCCACGUGCUGCCGCCGCCGCCCCAACAGCGGCAGAACUGGUUCGCCGAGGCCAAGCCCGACGACCCCAGCCAGAAGCCCACCAUCAUCUUCACCUACAAGCCGGACGGCGCCGCGCACGACGGAGACGAUAAGGGGGAGGAGCGCUCGGACGAUCAAGGCGGGGAGGUCGCGGCGUCGACCUCCCCGGAAGGGAGUAGGGACCCCGGGCUGACGGUUCCGAGGGGAACGCCGUCGCCGCACAGCGUGGGGGCGGACAUCAUCAGCGAGGUCAUCAGCCAGGUGGCGGCAGCGAGCGGCCAUCACCGCCCCACCAGGGACGGGGGGGAGGGGCCUGCAGGGGCCGCCUCCCUCUCCGGCCGGCUCCUAAGACCCUCCCCCACGCCCAGGGGGGGUGGAGGAGGAGGGGGCCUGAAGGAGGAGGAGGAGGAGGAGGAGGAUGUGGAGGAUGAGGCCUACCACCGCCCUUACCACCUCGCCCCCACCACCACCGCCGCCGCCGCCGCCGCCGUCACCGCGGCCAGCGAGGGCAGUGCCAGCCUGGGGGACCCCGAGGACGACAGCCUGCACUCCCAUCACUCCCACUCCCCGGCCUCCAGUGCCUGCAGCGCCACCUACAGCAACCUGGGUCAAUCCAGAGCCAACAUGAUCCCGCUCAAACAGCCGCGCAACCUCAAAGCCUCCAACGACACCCUGGCCUCGCUGGACCUGGACGGCCUCUCGGAGCAGCCCUUCCCCAAGUCCACCCAGCCCCCGCUGCCCAAGAAGUCCGUCCCGCGCUCCGUCACCGAACCGGGCCUCGCGGGCAAGGAGCCGCCGCCGCCGGGGCCCGUCGCGAGACCCCGGGCCGAGGCCAAGCCCGGCGGCACCAACCUGAGCGUGGCCAACCCCCUCUACGACCUGGACUCCACCUGGGAGUCGGCCAGCCAGAGCUCCUCGCUGAGCUCCGAGCCCCACCGCCUCCACGAGCACGGAGAAGCGGCGGGGACUCCCUGGAGAGGCCGACGCCGCCGCCGCCGGCAGCCGCGCCCAGCUCGGGGAAGGGACCGUCCCGCCAACAGCCCUGACCGCCUGGUGGCCCGGCCCCCGGCACGGCCACCGGCGGACGGGAGAGGGGGGGCGGGUCUCUGGCGGCGAGGGCCCGGGACAACGGGUCGAGGGGGGUGGUGGUGGCGGGCGGCGCCGUCGUGAGGUCCGGGGGGCUCCUCAAGCCCCCGGUUGCCCAUCCUGUACCGGGGCAUGGACAGCUGAGAGGUGGUGGGACGCAUCCGCAGCCUCCACACGGACACGCUGCGGAAGCUGUCGGCGCGCUGCGAGGACCGCUUCAUGGCGGGGCAGAAGGACCACCUGCGCUUCGGCACCGACAGCUGGUCCCACUUCCGGCUGACGGCCGGCAAGCCGUGCUGCGAGGCCGGGGACGCCGUCUACUACACGGCCUCGUACGCCAAGGACCCCCUGGUCAACUACGCCAUCAAGAUCUGCCGGAGCAAAGUGAAGGAGACCCAGCAGCAGUUCUUCCACGGCCUGGCGGUAAGGCAGAGCCUGGCACUGCACUUUAACAUCCAGCAGGACUGUGGACACUUCCUGGCCGACGUCCCCGCCCGCCUGCUGCCCUGGGAGGAGGACCCAGGGAGCGACGAAGAGGAGGAGGAGGACGACGACGAGGAGGGAAGGAACAAAGGGAGAAGGGACGAUGAGAAGAGGAAGGCCCGCAAACAGGACGUCCGGACCGGACGCCAGGCCUUCGUCGGCGGACGGCCGGCCGGAGGAGCCUCGCCGCACGCGAGCUCGCGGGGCUCCCUGCGCAGCCGCGUGGUGGUCAUCACGCGGGAGGUCCCCUUCCAGACGGUGGCCGACUUCGUCCGCCAUGGCGUGUCCCGCCACGCCCGCAACCCGGAGCUGUACGAGCGGCAGGUGUGUCUCCUGCUGCUGCAGCUGUGCUCCGGCCUGGAGCACAUGAAGCCCCACCACGUCACGCACUGCGACCUGCUGGAGAACCUGCUGCUGGUGCAAUGCCUGCCCGUCCCGGCCAACCCCGCGGAGCCCACGGAGCCCAACAACAACAACAACAACAACCCAGGGAACGGCGCCGGCGGCGGCGGCGGUGGAGGGUCUAGUCCCGGCAACACGGCCAACGCAACGCCAAACGCCGCCACCUGCCCCGCCCGCCUCAUCAUCAGCAACUUCUCCCAGGCCAAGCAGAAGAGCCGCCUGGCGGCCGGCGACGCGGGCACCCUGCGCGACCAGUCGCGGCUGGCGCCCGAGAUCGUGACCGCCUAACCGCAGUACCGCAAGUGCGACGAGUUCCAGACGGGCAUCCUCAUCUACGAGAUGCUGCACCGGGCCAACCCCUUCGAGGAGACGCCGGAGCUGAAGGAGCGCGAGUACACCUGGGCCGACCUGCCGCCGCUGCCCCUGCGCUCGCUCUACUCCCAGGGCCUGCAGCAGCUGGCCAGCCUGCUGCUCACCGUCUAAACCCGCUCCGAGAGGAUCCGCAUGGCGGAGGGCGGCGCCUGCCUGCAGUGCCUGCUCUGGGGCCCGCGGGGAGGACCUGUUCAGGCACUGGGCGCCCCCACGGCGGGGGGCGACGCCGGGCAGCAGCGCGACACCACGCUGCAGAACUGGCUGGACCUGAAGAGGACGCUGAUGAUGAUCAAGUUCGCCGAGCGCUCGCUGGACACGGUCAGCGGCGUGAGCCUGGAGGACUGGCUGUGCUGCCAGUAUCUGGCGUUCGCCUCCACCGAGACGCUGGGCCGCGUGGUGCACAUCCUGCAGCAGGCCCCACCCCCAGGUCGCCCCCCAGGACCAGCCCCCACCACAGGCUUCCUCCCCAGGGCCCGCCCCAGCACCAGCAGCCGCCGCCGCCGCCGCCGCACGUCGCCCACCACGCCCGAACCACCACCACGCCGCCCCCACGAUCCGCCUCGCGCAGUCCCAGCCGCUGUGAGCCUCUGA